UGCGCGGAGGGACGCGACGCUCCGGGUCCCAGGUCCCUGGUCCCGGCGCCCGCGCCGCCUCCUCCUCGGGCUCCUCCCCGCUGCGGCGGGCGGGGUCCCAGGCGCCCCAGCGCGCAGGCGCGCACCCCAUGUUGCGGGCGGUGUCUCGCGCUGUGGCUCGCGCCGCGGUUCGCUGCGCUCGGAGCCGCGGAUCCCCGCAGCCCCGCAGCGUCAGCAGCGCCGCCGCUAUGUCCCGGCCGCCGCGGCCCGCCUCGGGCGCCCCGGCCCGGCCGGCCACCGUGCUGGGCACCAUGGAGAUGGGGCGCCGCAUGGACGCGCCCGCCAGCGCCGCGGCUGUGCGCGCCUUCCUGGAACGCGGCCACACGGAGCUGGACACGGCCUUCAUGUACAGCGAUGGCCAGUCCGAGAGCAUCCUGGGCGGCCUGGGGCUCGGGCUGGGCGGCGGCGACUGCAAAGUGAAAAUUGCCACUAAGGCCAAUCCCUGGGAUGGCAAGUCCCUGAAGCCUGACAGUCUCCGGUCCCAGCUGGAGACAUCACUGAAGCGAUUGCAAUGCUCCCAGGUGGACCUCUUCUACCUGCAUGCGCCUGACCAUGGCACUCCCGUGGAAGAAACGCUACGUGCCUGCCACCAGCUUCACCAGGAGGGCAAGUUUGUGGAGCUUGGCCUCUCCAACUAUGCAGCCUGGGAGGUGGCUGAGAUCUGUACCCUCUGCAAGAGCAACGGCUGGAUCCUUCCCACUGUGUACCAGGGCAUGUACAACGCCACCACCCGGCAGGUGGAAACGGAGCUCUUCCCCUGUCUCAGGCACUUUGGACUGAGGUUCUACGCCUACAACCCUUUGGCAGGGGGCCUGCUGACCGGCAAGUACAAGUAUGAGGACAAGGACGGGAAACAGCCUGUGGGCCGCUUCUUUGGAAAUAGCUGGUCUGAGAUCUACAGGGAUCGCUUCUGGAAGGAGCACCACUUCAAGGCCAUUGCCCUGGUGGAGAAGGCCCUGCAGGCUGCAUAUGGCAGCAGUGCCCCCAGCAUGACUUCAGCUGCCUUGCAAUGGAUGUACCACCACUCACAGCUCCAGGGUACGCACAGGGAUGCGGUCAUCCUGGGCAUGUCCAGCCUGGAGCAGCUGGAACAGAACCUGGCAGCCACCGAGCAAGGGCCCCUGGAGCCAGCUGUUGUGCAGGCCUUUGAUCAAGCCUGGCACCUGGUUGCCCAUGAAUGUCCCAACUACUUCCGUUAGGCCUCAUCCUGGCUGGAGGUGGCGGAGGGUCCACGACGCCUGUCACCUUUCGUUCUCUCACCCUGGCCUUAAGCUGCCUAUUUAGCCUGUUCUUUUCUCAGCAUCUGUUCACAAAUGUCUAUUUUCUUGGAUUCCUCCCAGUUGCCUUCACAAAGUGUAAAGGCUGGGGCCGUGAGUUGCUCCAGCGUUUCCUAUCGGAAUAAAGCAGGCACUUGACGGGUAGCCCAGGCCCGGAACAAA
Myotis daubentonii (Daubenton's bat) is the source of this 1478-nucleotide messenger RNA. It is a transcript of the gene AKR7A2, whose product is annotated as aldo-keto reductase family 7 member A2. The record is from RefSeq and is a predicted model, not a curated record. NCBI's taxonomy places the organism in Eukaryota, Metazoa, Chordata, Mammalia, Chiroptera, Vespertilionidae.